This is a messenger RNA of Gloeophyllum trabeum ATCC 11539, 1296 nucleotides long. RefSeq lists its product as uncharacterized. The transcript is spliced from 4 exons. Bases 1 to 1296 code for a protein of 431 amino acids. NCBI's taxonomy places the organism in Eukaryota, Fungi, Basidiomycota, Agaricomycetes, Gloeophyllales, Gloeophyllaceae. The record is from RefSeq and is a predicted model, not a curated record.
AUGCAUUAUCACUACCGUAAGAGGUGCGAAUACGAAGCCCGGACACCGCAGAGCCGCUCCGAGACCCCAUCUCCCGAAGUGCUGAUUGUUGUAGACGAUGACACACCAGAGCGCUCAGCCGCAGAACAAGCUGCACGCCGCAUGACCCGCUUCUCAGCCCUUGGCCGUAUCACAAAGGGCCAGCUGAAUGACCCAACCCCGGCAGUGACCCCAGUGCAGGCACCUGGCCCACCUGCCGAGCACACCAGCACUCCUCCGCCCACGGGGGGCUUCGCCAGGAUGCACCAGCCCCACCGGACUGCUCUGUACGACAACCUCCUCCAAGCGCAGAUCAACCGCUGGUUUGAAACCGAGCCUGAGGCAGGCUCCGUGAAGCUCCUCCUACGCCCCGCAAACUGUGAUGCCUGUGUCCCCACUCUAGCUGAUAAAAUUGUCAGCAGUGCCCUAGCACAGGUCCUUAUCGCAUUAAAUGGCCCCGCCAACCCCACCUGUGCCAGCAUACGUAUCAUGCAGCCCAUCGCAGCUGACCUGAACGAGCAGCUGCCGAUGGUGUGGCUUGUCCAGGUCCCAGAACCCCUCGGUCAUCGCCUACUAUCCAAGAGGGUCUGGUCCUUCACAAGGAUCUCCUUCCUCUUCUUCCACCUCCUGGACAUGCAUGAGCUGCGCACACCCACCCUCCUCCUCCCCAUCAUCGGCUUCGUGACCCAUGCCACUGUUGAGUCCGUCCUAUACACUAACCUGGCAGCUAAGUCAGCACCUAGUUCAACAAUGUUCACCCUCGCCCACAUACUCCAGGAAGAUAUGCAGGCCGAUAAUGAGCUCGUUGCCUACAACCAAAUGCUGUAUGUCCUUGACUGCCUCACUGUCUGCCCCCUCGUCCAAAAAGCCUCCAGCGGUGACUCUAUCCUCUGGCUCCUUUUCCUUGAAGACGACCUGUUCAACACACUCGAGCAAUGGGUCCGCUUCCGCCGUGAGCUGGCGCUGCUGCAAUACCCCCACCUCGACGAUGGAGUAGGUGUCCCCUUCUUCCCCUGCCCGUGCGCCAUCUGCGGGUGCACAUCGCACUCUAGCAGCCUCUGCCCCCUACCUGCGCUCCCUGGCUGGCUGGGACCCAACACGAGCUCCACGCACUCUGCAAGGCCUUCGCCCCCGGCAAGCUCCAGAAGUUUGGUUUCACCUCGGGAGAUAGAGGCGGCCCUGCCGGCCGUGAUGGACACGGGCGGGGCUGUGGACGUGGACAUGGCUACUGAGACAGCUUUGAUCUGGGCCACGAAAAGAGCCGUGCAGGCUCACUAA